CAUCUCGAUCUCGUCGUUCAAGAAGAUUCAAGAAUUCCGUCGUUGAAUUGUUUCGAAGAAAUCGCCAAGGAAGAAUUUGUCGAAGGUUUUCUCCUGGUCGGAGGAACAUACACGUUUCACAUAAUUACAGAGCUCUUUAGUCGGUGACGUAAAUUUUUGGUGCGACAGUGUUAUCGAGCAAGUUAAAAAUUUUCCGAAGAUUCACCAAAUUUGAGUCGCGCCCGAAGACACAUUUCGAAGAUCGGCGAACGAGCGAAUCUUCGAAUAUGUUCAUCACGAUCUGAGCGUGACAUCCGGCGAGCCUGAUUACCCAGAUCGUAAUUGAAACACAAUCGACACAAUGGUGGCCGAACUGACUGACAUUCCCGUUGCGAACGUAGAACGAAAGACACCGACGGCCGAUCCAGAACAGUUCAGGUCCUCGGCCAAGCCAAAGAACAGACCCAAGUGGAUCGAGGCUGCUACACGCGAGCCGAUUUACAGUGUCCUCGACAGUAACAACGGCUCGACCAACAAUUUAUCGUCGAACGCGAAGAACAACGUGGUGGUGAUAAGCGCCGUAAAGAACGAGAAACCGAGGAGAACCAGCUCUGAACAAAGGGAAUUGCCCUACGUUUGGCUACCGACCGACAGCGACAAACCAACGACGUUUCAAGAUUCGACGAUACGCGAGGAGGACGAGGACCCGCUUUACAGCGUGGUGAGAAAGCCGAAAAAAGUCCGGUUGAGCGAGAGCAGCUACUAUCUCGAGGGAAAGAAACUUCAGCCGAUAAAGGAACGAUCGACGAAAGAAAGGCAAACACAGCUGGAGGUUUGCUCUCGGCAGGAGGAACUCCGUCGAUGGUUGCAGGUCGCAUCUGAACAGCUACCGGAACCGCGGCGUCUCUUCAGUCUCGGUGAAAUGUACACGAGCCACCACUUGGGAGAGUUUGAUCAGCUGCAAGCGGAUUGGAAGAGGAAGGUGGCGAUGCCCAAGGGGAUCGUCGGUCUGGUAGGGCCUUACCGUGUUUACCAGAAUCCAAACGAGAGACGAGAGUACAUGCUCCAGGAGGAGGAGCUGGUCGAGGAGGAGGUGGUGGACUCGGUGAGUGAAAUCGCGGCGCGUGAGAACAACAACGGGGCCGCCGAACACCAUCAGAGAGCCAAAUGGCGGAUAAGAGAGGACGACGAGGAGACCCUGGUGCCCGAUAUUCGAAAUAUAGCCAGCCUCGAGGGAUUCGCUACGGAGGCGGACAAUAACUCGCCGGAGUGGAAAAAGAUCGACGAUCUUUACAGUAAGAACGACGAGGCGUUGAAAUCGAAGGUGCAGGAACUCGAGGAGGGAAAUAUCGAGGGGAUCGUUUCUGGCAAAGAGGAACGAGCGGUGGACGUGCCUGAGGAAGCUUCGACCGCUUCCACGUCUUCGAUGACAGACAAAAAUGCCAGCAAUGAACAACACGACAAGGACAGCCUGAACGAGACAGGAAGCACAACGGGUGGCACCGUGGAGGGUGUACCUGCAGGUGCCCCGAACAGGGGUGAAAGGAACACCGAGACCGAGACAGCCGCCACAGAGGCAACGAGGUCUGCUCCAUCCAGGUCUCUGGUCUCCAGGAUCCUUUCUAGGACACGGUCUACCAACGAUCUACUAGAUCACUCUGAACCCUUUUCUCAGCUAUGGGUCAUCCUCUCGAACGUUUACGGCCAACUCAUUGUCGUGCUGAUGAUUGCUCUGUGCUUGGCCGAGGUCAUGGACACCCCUGUGCCUUUGCUCAGUUUGCAGGGCAUAUUCCUGAUGUACCUGUACGUGGGGAGUAUAGCAGUGAUCAUCAGCAUCUAUAUUUGGGUUCUGGUGGACAGUUGCGGGAGUUUCGGUACCGGUGCGAUCGGUGUCGACGACGCGGAACUCGGUGGCGCGUCCUUAACCAGGUUCGGAUCGUUGAAACGUGCCCACAUCUCGCGAUCUAGAACGGCACCGACAAGUUUCUACAUUCGGGUUGGAGCGCUUCUUUUCGGCUUGGCGACUCUCGUCUUCAACGGUUUGGAAAUGGCGAUGCAUUCCAUGAUGCAAGGAACGGAAUGCUUGAGCGACGUUGUCUUCGUACAUCCGGUGCUUCACGGGCUAUUUACGUUCCUCCAGAUGCACUUUCUCUUCGUGAACUCGCAGGUUCUCGUGGAGAGAUUCGGUUUGGCAGCGAGGUUCGGAUUCAUACAUCUGACCGCCACGAACAUCGCCGUCUGGGUACGACUGGUGAUCUGGGACUCUGCUCAAGAAUGGACCUAUUUCGUUCACUUGGCGCAACGCGGCCUGCCCAAUUCUGCCUCUCCGUUGAAUCUUCGAGGAUUUCCGGAGUCUUUGAUAAGGCGUUCGCGAGACUUGCUAAGUCAUCCUUCAGUAGAAAAGCAAGUUUUCCAGCCGUAUCAGCCCAUCUCGAACGAGCAAAUCUCGCAGGUGAUUGCUUUGCAAGAAUGUUUGAACACCAACACCCUCGGGCAAUUGUGGACGUCGAGCAUGCCGUUUCUCUAUCCGUUUAUCGUGCAGUUUAGCUUAAUCGCCGCUGCAGUGACGUUUGUAAUGGGUCAGAACGUCGGCCGGAAUCGGUUGUUGCACAAGCAGAAAUUUCACGGUAGCAAAGACUUGACGAGCCACACCAAGGUCGGUUGCGACGGCUCCAGCAAAGGUUUAUUCCUAGGGAUACUGUGCAUGGUAGCUGGCAUAGUAGUCAUACUGAUAUUCCUGGUCGUAAGGGAGGACGAACAUUUCCCUUCGUCGACCCUGUCUUGGCUAACCUGCGGCACGUUGACCAGCAUUUUGACACUGAGCGCCUUAAUGACAGCCAGCGGGCUCGUUCAAGUCCGUCAGAUGUCCGUUGUGUCAAGAGCACCAGCCAUUUUGGAUACUCUAUUGUCGAACGUGGCCCUUUUCGGUGUUCAACUGUACUCCAUCUUCACGAUCGUGGUUUCCGCCUGUUCCUUGGCUCUUCUGGAAGACGAGGACGACGAGACACGCGGGAGACACAUCAUGCUACUCACGGCGUCGAUUUUACAAUUGAUCCAAUGCUUCGCCCAGAGCACGCUGAUCGCCGAAACGUCCAAGAGAUCCUGCAUAACACGUUUCCAAAUAAUAGCCAAGCCAGCCAGGCAGGUGAUCACCUUUCUGCUGUUCAGCAAUUCCGUCCUGUGGGCCUUUGAUACCGUGAUCACGCAAAAUUGGAUCUCGCAAGAACUCCAGCUGAGAUUCUUCGGCGUCCUCGCCUGGGGCAUUAUAUCCAGGAUUGGGCUGCCCCUGUUGAUCUUUUACCGAUUCCACAGCUGCGUGUUGUUACUAGAAGCGUGGAACAAAUGCUAUAGGAUGCCGAGGGGAGAGCAUCCGCUCAACUGACGACACAGAACGCUACAUCCAUGUUCCUCUAGAUUGCAACCGAGAUCGCAUCGCUCUUAUCGCCGCAGAAAGGUGACUAUCAAUCUGCAGCGGGACAACGACAGGUCCUCUACGAUCCAGAGAAGCCCAAAGAAAUUAAUCUGCCCGAAUUUAUGGACGACGAGUUCAAC
Messenger RNA from Frieseomelitta varia, 3531 nucleotides. RefSeq names its product proton channel OtopLc-like. Lineage: Eukaryota; Metazoa; Arthropoda; Insecta; Hymenoptera; Apidae. Gene Ontology annotation, molecular function: proton channel activity. The coding region runs from base 341 to 3361 and encodes 1006 amino acids. Gene Ontology annotation, cellular component: membrane. The transcript is spliced from 10 exons. Gene Ontology annotation, biological process: proton transmembrane transport. The record is from RefSeq and is a predicted model, not a curated record.